AUGAGCCAACAACUUUUACCAUUUCUAUUUCAAUUACGAGACGAUGUGGAAAAUUUUGUUCAACAUUUUUUCAAGGAUUACGAUAUGUUACAGUUGUGGAGAGAAGAAGCAACAGAAAAGGUGGCUGAAAACUUGCACCAUAACGAGCGUCACAAAAGAUCAAUUCACAUCUGGUCGCCAAUAUUAAUGCGGAUAAGAGUCACACAUAUUCGAAUAGCUUCAAAAUAUGGACGAUAUUUGAUAAGAAUUUCACAUAGAAAUGUGAGUGAAUUGUUCAAAAGCCAUCGACAUGCAAGUUUCAAUGCUAAUAAUCCAAAUAAACAACAAUCUGAAAUGAUUGUUUGUGAUAACGAAAUUGGGAAGAGAAUGAAUGGAGAUAAAACGAGUAGCCAUACAAAACAUCAAAAAUAA
Clunio marinus is the source of this 411-nucleotide messenger RNA. Lineage: Eukaryota; Metazoa; Arthropoda; Insecta; Diptera; Chironomidae. The record is from the annotation of a GenBank genome assembly.